Messenger RNA from Syngnathoides biaculeatus (alligator pipefish), 1847 nucleotides. RefSeq names its product calpain, small subunit 1 a (gene capns1a). Bases 218 to 868 code for a protein of 216 amino acids. The record is from RefSeq and is a predicted model, not a curated record. Lineage: Eukaryota; Metazoa; Chordata; Actinopteri; Syngnathiformes; Syngnathidae. Gene Ontology annotation, molecular function: calcium ion binding. The transcript has 11 exons.
UCCUGUCACAGUGAGCAUGCGAAUGAGAGGAGUGGUCCAGGAAUUCCGGCAGAAGCAUUGCUCAGUUUAUGCACACAGUACUUUCGUGGUGCGAGCAGCAGUCAGGGUGUGUAGUGUUGACGGAUCCUCGUGCCAGCCAGUUCGAGACUUAACAAAACCUCGCCCGACUGUCCGGCUAAUACUUCUGUAGCGCUGUUGCCUAUUAAGCUGACUAAAGAUGUCGUUUGCCAGAAAGUUUAUUGGUGGCCUGAUUAAUGUCAUCGGUAACAUUGACCCGGCCCAGUUCAUUCCCUCUGAACCCCCUGAGCCUCGCAGACCUCUUGCAUAUGCUGAACAGCAUGAGAGUGAUGAAGAGAAACAGUUCCGCAGAGUCUUCCAGCAACUUGCUGGAGAUGACAUGGAAGUGAGCCCCAAUGAACUCAUGAACAUCCUUAACAAAAUCAUUGCAAAACAUGGAGAUCUGAAGACAGAUGGUUUCACAAUUGAGUCUUGCAGAAGCAUGGUGGCAGUCAUGGAUAGUGACAGCACUGGAAAACUUGGCUUUCAUGAAUUCAAAUAUCUCUGGAAUAACAUAAAGAAAUGGCAGGCAAUGUACAAGUCCUAUGAUGCAGAUGGCUCUGGUGUUAUUGGGGCAGAUGAGCUGCCCAAUGCUUUCAGAGCUGCUGGCUUUCCUCUCAGUGAGCAGCUGUUCCAGAUGAUAAUUCGCAGGUACAGUGAUGAGAGCGGUAACAUGGAUUUUGACAACUACAUUGGGUGUCUCGUCAGGCUGGAUGCCAUGUGCCGUGCCUUUAAAACGCUCGAUAAGGACAACAAUGGGACUAUUAAAGUCAAUGUGCAGGAGUGGCUCCAGUUGACCAUGUAUUCUUGAGCCCAGAAGGAUAUUGCUACUUAGAUUCACUCCCCCCCCCCUCCACGUUGCAACAACAACUUGUUUUUACUCAAGCCACUCACUGUCUGCAAAUGUUAUCAUCAUAGCAGUCCCUGAUCAUGAGCCCAUUAUAGGAUUGUUGCCCGUGCCAUAUUUGUUGUAAGGCAGAAAUUAUGCUUUAUCAUCCCAGGGAAGCACAAACGUUCACUGAAAAUGUUCACAUAACUGAAGAGAAAGUAGCAAGGUAGUCUAACUAAAUACAUGUUGACCUUAAGUUUACUGGUUCAGGUUUGCUGUUUGACAUUUGCUAUUCACCUGCACCCAAGUCCAAAUGAAAUGUGAAGAGGUGGGUCCAAGUCACCCCAUACACAAAUGUUUAUAUAAUUUCGAAAAUAGGCUGAAUCACAUACAUUUCACUCAGCAAAAUCAUUAAAAUUGCAAAAGUCACACUUGAGUCCUCGGGUCAAAUACAGAAGUUAACCCUCUUGCCUUAAUUAACAGGUUUUUGAUUGGCAUAAACGACAUUUUAGUUUUGCAUUACAUCUAAUAGUGUUGACAGGGUAGCUUGCGAAUGCUGGCUGAAACAGGUCAUUGAAUAUCAAUUAUCUAUUAGACAAUGGAAAACUAAGUGUUAUCUCUCCACUGAUUUUAUAUAAGAUUAAGAGACAGUGCCAUGUUUGGACAGGCUGAUAUUGUCAUUUUGUUUAGUUUGCUGGUGCCAUACGCCUACCUUACUGUGUUUUUAUAUUUAGUAUUUGUUACCACUUUGCUUUCUGGCGCUCUGCCUGUGCCAGCAUAAUGUGACGUAAUAAAACAAUCUAGGUAGGUCUCGGAGAUGUGUAUGCUAUAAAUGCAUGCAGCCAAUAAUGGGAGGUGCCUUUUUCAAAGUGUUUGUCAGUGUCAUUAUAACCGCUUUAACCGCUCAAUGAAAUAAAUGCGUGUGCUGUAUUUGAAAUAAAGGAUAUUCAAUGUGUUUUGA